Messenger RNA from Magallana angulata, 5665 nucleotides. Its product is annotated as unconventional myosin-VI-like. The coding region runs from base 111 to 3866 and encodes 1251 amino acids. Gene Ontology annotation, biological process: vesicle transport along actin filament; actin filament organization; endocytosis. Gene Ontology annotation, molecular function: microfilament motor activity; actin filament binding; ATP binding. Lineage: Eukaryota; Metazoa; Mollusca; Bivalvia; Ostreida; Ostreidae. The record is from RefSeq and is a predicted model, not a curated record. Gene Ontology annotation, cellular component: myosin complex; cytoplasm; actin cytoskeleton. The transcript has 32 exons.
UUAUAGCAUGUCAAUUCACCGGUACCUGUAACCGGAAGUCACACCUGAUCUCGCCGUAGACCUUUGAGACGAUUGUUUUGCUGUCCCGAGGGAGAUCUAACUGACCUGCCAUGGAUGGGGGUAAGAAGGUUUGGGUCCCGCACGCCACCGAUGGCUUCAAGCUGGGACGCAUUGUGGACAUCGGGAGUGACAGCAUUGCUAUAGAACCGUUCGACGCCCCGGGGACUACCAUUAAUGCUAUCUAUGAUAGGACAUUUCCUGCAGAGGAAUAUGACAACAAAGAUGUCGAGGACAACUGUGCUCUUAUGUUUCUGAAUGAGGCCACAUUACUGAAUAACCUGAGAAUACGGUACAUGAAAAACCAAAUCUAUACGUACACUGCCAACAUUCUGAUUGCUAUUAACCCUUACUAUGAGAUCCCCGACCUCUAUACGUCCAACACCAUCAAGAAAUACAAGGGAAAGUCACUGGGCACGCUCCCCCCUCACGUCUACGCUAUAGCUGACAAGGCAUUCCGUGACAUGAAGGUCAACAAGAUGAGUCAGUCCAUCAUCGUGUCUGGAGAAUCCGGGGCCGGAAAAACCGAGUCCACCAAGUAUAUCCUGAAGUAUCUGACCGAGUCCUGGGGCGCUCACAUCAACCAGCUCGAGCAGAGGAUACUCGAGUCAAAUCCACUGUUGGAGGCCUUUGGGAAUGCCAAAACUGUCAGGAACAACAACAGUAGUCGAUUCGGAAAAUUCAUUGAAAUUCAUUUUGAUAACAAGGCUGCGAAUCAGCAAAAUUCCGUGGCUGGAGGAUUUAUCUCCCAUUACCUGCUGGAGAAGUCGCGAGUCAUCGUUCAAAGUCGAGACGAGCGUAACUAUCACAUAUUCUACCGGCUGUGUGCCGGGGCGCCCGAGGAACUACGCAAACAACUGAAAUUAGCCUCACCCGAUCAAUUCCAUUAUUUAAACAGAGGAUGUACACAGUACUUCUGUACUCGAGAAAACGACAAGAAACUUGGACAAGACAGAAAAAGUCAGAUGUACCUGAAGCAGGGUAGCCUCCACGACCCAGUGCUAGACGAUGUCCGAGACUUCCAGGUGUGUGACAGUGCCAUGGCUCACCUGGGCAUCUCUAACGAGGACAGGCACUCCAUCUACACCCUGGUGGCCUCCGUCCUACACCUGGGCAACAUCACCUUCGAGGAAAACACAGAUGACACAAAAGGUGGUUGUAAGGUGUCCCCCUCCACAGAGACCUCCCUGGACACUGCCUCCUCGCUGCUGGGUCUGCCGAAGGAGGAACUCAGAGAGAGUCUGGUCUCGAGGAUCAUGCAGACUGCACGGGGUGGAUCCAAAGGAACGGCCAUCAAGGUACCUCUGAAGGCGGGUGAAGCGUCCAGCGCUAGAGACGCCCUGUCCAAGUCUAUUUACAGUCGGCUGUUUGAUUACAUCGUGGCCUGUGUCAACAAAGCCAUUCCUUUCUCCUCCACUGUCAGCUAUAUAGGUCUACUGGACAUUGCUGGAUUUGAAUAUUUCCAAGUGAACAGUUUUGAGCAGUUUUGUAUCAACUACUGUAAUGAAAAACUACAGCAGUUUUUCAAUGAGAGGAUUCUCAAAGAGGAACAAGUUCUGUACGAGAGAGAAGGACUAAAUGUAAAGAAAAUCACUUGGACUGAUAACCAGGAUUGUAUAGAACUGAUUGAGAUGAAGGCCAAUGGAAUCUUUGACCUCCUGGAUGAGGAGAGUAAACUGCCCACCCCCAAACCCGAGCACUUCACCAUGGAGGUUCACAACCGCAACAAAUCUCACUUCAGACUCAGUUUGCCCAGAAAAUCGAAGUUAAAAAUGCACCGUGACGUGCGCGAUGACGAGGGCUUCCUGAUUCGUCACUUUGCGGGGGCAGUCUGUUACCACACCACUUUGUUCAUAGAGAAGAAUAACGAUGCUCUCCACGCAUCGCUGGAGUUCCUGAUACAGGACAGCUCCAACAAGAUGCUGAAGACCAUGUUUGAAGGGAUCCAGGUCUCCUCCGGAAAACUCAACUUCAUCAGCGUCGGCAGCAAGUUCCGCUCCCAGCUGCAAACCCUGAUGGAGAAACUCAAGAGCACGGGAACAAAUUUCAUCAGGUGUAUCAAGCCCAACUUGAAGAUGGUGGAUCACCUGUUUGAGGGGGGACAGAUUCUUAGUCAGCUCGAGUGUUCAGGUAUGGGCUCCGUGCUGGAGCUGAUGCAGCAGGGGUUCCCGUCCCGUACCCAGUUCUCGGACCUCUACAACAUGUACAAGAAGUAUAUGCCGGCCGAUAUAGCUCGUCUGGACCCCAGGCUCUUCUGUAAAGCUCUUUUUAAAGCUUUGGGAUUAAAUGAAAAUGAGUUCAAGUUCGGUCUGACCAAGGUCUUUUUCCGUCCCGGAAAGUUUGCCGAGUUUGACCAAAUUAUGAAAAGCGACCCUGAGAAUCUGGCGAUGCUGGUUAAGAAAGUGAAGCGAUGGCUGCUGUGUUCUCGCUGGAAAAAAGCGCAGUGGGGAGCCCUGUCGGUUAUCAAAUUAAAGAACAAGAUCCUGUGGAGGAGAGGCCAGAUCAUCACGCUUCAGAAGACGGUCCGCAUGUGGAGGGAUGUCAGGAGGUUCAAACCUAAGUAUGAGAUGAUAGUCCAGGUGAAACAGUCCCAGGGACAGCUAUCUCGCAUGGAAGAGAUCAUCAGUCAGCUGAAGAAGGAAAAAGAAACUGCCACAAAACAGGCCAAGCUGAUCGAGAAAGCUCUACAAGACUUCAUUCACAAGAUCAGAACAACGAACAUGUCGGCGGACGAGAUGCAGAGGACUAUGAACCACCUGCUGAGUCAGAUGGACCAGACGUUCCAAGAUCUGAGGAAGAAACUGGAGCAGGAGAAGACCAAGGCAGAGCAGGAGCGCCUCAGGAAGAUACAGGAAGAGAUGGAGAGAGAAAAGAAGCGCAAGGAAGAAGAGGAGAGAAGGAAGAAACAGGAAGAGGAAGACAGGAAACUGAAAGCAGAGAUGGAAGCAAAACGAAAGAAGGAAGAGGAGGAAAGAAAGAAAAGGGAAGAAGAAGAAAAGAAACAGAAGGCACUUAUAUCAGCACAGCUGGAGAAAGAGAAGGAGGAUAACAGGCGGAGACAGGAGAUCUUGGAGCAAGAGCGACGUGAUCGUGAGUUGGCGCUGCGUCUUGCGUCAGAAGAUCAGAACGAGGUUGAGGAUGUGGUUGUCCCACCGCUACAGAGAUCUGAGGAGGUUCGAGCCACACGGGCCGCUGCUCUACAGAAGAAAUAUGAUCUCUCCAAGUGGAAGUAUGCUGAGCUGAGAGAUGCUAUAAACACGUCUUGUGACAUUGAGCUGUUGGAUGCAUGUAGAGAGGAAUUCCAUCGAAGACUAAAGGUGUACCAUUCCUGGAAACAAAAGAACAAGAAGAAGUCUGAUGAGAGAGGAGAAGAAAGGGCCCCAGAGAGUGUUCUAACUAAUGCAUCUGAGUCGCGUCUGGCCCCCAAACAAGGUGCUCCCACCACAGACAACCAGCAGAGGUUUUUCCGAAUUCCGUUUGCCCGCCCCUCAGACGAGUUCCGUGAUGAUCCAACCCACAAGAAGCAUGGUCAGUGGUAUGCCCACUUUGACGGUCAGUACAUCGCCCGUCAGAUGGAGCUGUACCCAGACAAGAAUCCACUGCUGUUAGUCGCAGGUGUCCAUGAUCUACAAAUGUGUGAGUUGAGUUUGGAUGAGACAGGACUCACUCGUAAGAAGGGAGCUGAAAUCCUGGGCAAAGAUUUUGAGGCCGAGUGGAACAAAUACGGCGGGCGAGAACUCCUGAAAAGCUGUGGAAACCGCAUGUCCUCGACUUUCCUCCAAAAACGUCUUGGAGUUGUGAGGAAGUGAUGACAAUAUUACGUAGCAUAUAGGCUUUAUACUUAUAAUUCUGUGGGGACCAUUAGUGGGUAGUCUUCUUUAUUUAUUGAAUGGAAGCUUGAAAAAUAUUUCUUAAUGAAAAUAUAUUUUUAGGAGAAUAUAAUUUUUUUUCAUGUCUUGUUGAGACCAAAUCUGUGAGAGUUAUCAUCUUUUGACUUUGUGUAGAGGGAUUAUCUCCCUUUGACUUUGUGUACAUUGUAGAUUUAUCUCCCUUUAGCUUGGUGUACAAUGAGAUGGCUUUACUAUUCAUGUUAUGUGUGCAGAUUAAAUCUUUUGUGUGCAUUUAGUAUUGUUUCAAAGUGCAGUGGUGUAAGCUUUAUGUUUGUUAAAGGCCAAGUGUAGGCCAUUGUUAAUGGUUGUACUAAUUGCAGGAAAAUUGCAAAAUGUGCUUAAAUAUUUAAGUUUAUAAGAUUACUGUCUUUAUUAAGAGUUCAUAGUUAUAUUAUGGUAAUGGAUGAUCAAAAUUGAUACAUGUAACUUUCUUGAAUCUGAAAUUCAUUCAUUGAAAUUAAUUGAAGUAAUAAAACAGGAAAAUCAUGCCCCAAAAUGCAUGUAGUGAACAGUAGGAACACAAGACAUUUAUUGAUCCUUACUGGUCUCUCUGCAUGGAAGAGCGUAUCCAUUGUUAUGUCUUAGAUCUACAAAUGGCCAUACACAAGAAGAGCUCACAAUACUUUGUAGGAACCAAUCAGAUUUCAGUAUUUUAUUUGCAUUUUGAUGUUAGUUUAGCAUUCAUCAUGAUAGUCACAAUUUAUAACUUUGUAAAUUUUACAAACAAACUCUUAGGUCCAUUUUUUUCCCUAUCCAAAUUAGAAUCAAAAUGCCUUAGAUUUUUUAAGGUGUCAUAUUCUGGAGUUGUGAAACACUUUUUUUUUAAUUUCUUCUUCUACUAACCAAGAUGUUAUUAUUAUCAAAGAAAAUAGAUAUACAUGUAGUAUUAAUGUUUAAAAGUGUACAUUGGCAAAUGAAGAUGUAUUUUUAUAUACAGCUGGACUGGGGAGAAGAUUUUGUCGGAAUUUUUUUUUUUGGAAAUUUUGUAUUUUACAGUUUAUACACAGGUUAUUAUUUUUUUAAAGGAAAUCCAUCACACAUUUGAAAUGCCUUAUUUCAUUUUUGUGCUAAUUAUGGCAUUUACUGCUAGAAUUAUGUUUCUGAACAAUAAUACAUUCAUAACAACAGUUUUUGUUAAUAUUAAUUCUGUAAUGUUUCUUGUGAAAAUUUUAAGCAUGAAAUAUUUCCUCAUGUUUUCUUAAUUUUGUAAGGUAAAGAUUUUAUGAGGCUGAGCAGUAAAUACAGUUAACUUAACUCUAUCAUGUCAACACUUUGAUUUGAUGAUCAAAAUAAUUUUUUUUGUGCAUUAAUUGACUCUAUACUUUGAGAGGUACUGGUAGGUGUUAAGAAAGAUUUAUAGAUCUAUGUUAAGGAUUAUUUCCACUAAUUUGAUUGUUAAAUUCACCCUGACUAAUGACAUAUGUGGUAGUGUUGUGUAGUUUUGUUACAGCUGGAAUCAUCACUCCAGAUAACUGUUAAUGUGAAAGUAUUGCAUGGUUGUUAUACGUGCACUUAUACACCUGUACUGUACUAUUAUUCAGUGCUGUAAUAUCACCCCCGAUAAUGGCUACAGUGGGAGUGUUGCAUGGUUGUGAGAGGAGCACACUCGGUGCUGCAUUCAUCAAAGUUCCUGUGAUGAGGUGUAUUGGAUUUAUAUGUGUUGUCUAUUUUUAUGUACAAAUAAAUUUGGCCAAUAAAUGUGUGCAACCCUAGAACAA